AUGUACAAAGUGCUGGCCAUUUUAUCUUUGGCCGACCUAGUUGUCUGUCACGGUCACAUCCCCAAUAUCGUAAUCAAUGGAGUGUUCUAUCAGGGCUGGAAUAUUGGCUCGUUCCCGUACCUGUCCAACCUUCCACUUGUUUACCGGAUAUCAUUUGCCACAUGCAUGUAUACUACUAUAAACGCCAAGGGCUAUAUUGUCGUUGCCUCCGCGGAUAAAAUCAACGUUCAGUAG
This is a messenger RNA of Penicillium diatomitis, 234 nucleotides long. Its product is annotated as Endoglucanase-4. The coding region runs from base 1 to 234 and encodes 77 amino acids. Lineage: Eukaryota; Fungi; Ascomycota; Eurotiomycetes; Eurotiales; Aspergillaceae. The transcript is spliced from 2 exons. The record is from RefSeq and is a predicted model, not a curated record.